AGGAUAUCGAGUCGAUCAAGAGACAAAGGACUACAGAGCCCACUCAGUCGCCUGAAGAUACGAUCGUCAACGUGAACUCUGAGCCCAGACCAUCCUCUCCAGACACUGUAAUCGGUUCAAAACCAACCUCACCAGUCUCACCCUCGCUUCCUGCACCACUUCAAGAAAAGAUGGAUGCGGCCUCAACGGAUCAAGUGGGCGUUGCAAGCGACGAGGUUUCUAUUCCAUUCACGCCUUCAGAUACUGCAGUUGGUUCCAACCCAACUUCACCAAGCUCCAUCACACCGUCGCAUGCUCAAGAACAGACGCCUGGCCCGCCGAGUGGGGAUAAUUUGCGAUCCGUUGAAGCAUGUGUCUACAUGAUCUACGAGCCAGAUGCUGAAGUAGUCGAUGGAUACUUCUGUGGCAGAUGCCUUGAUCGCUAUGACAACGAUAUGAUACCCGAACAACCGGAUGUGUUAGUGAACCCAAAAUUUGAAGACCUCUUUAUGCAUUGUACGCAAGAACACCCCACGAUCUGGGAGGACCUCCGUCAUAGGAGAGACCUUGAGCCACUAGCACCAUCACCACCCUCGUGACUCCCCUUCCUUCAUACCUCAUUUUUCUACACUAGUACGUCUUGCGCAUAUUAUUAUCUUAUGACCACUAGAAUUGUGAUAAUUUUAUGCUAUGCACAUCACGAAAUGUCAGCCAUACUAUGAAUACAUCUCAGUCUUGAU
This is a messenger RNA of Suillus discolor, 719 nucleotides long. RefSeq lists its product as uncharacterized. The annotation marks the transcript as partial. NCBI's taxonomy places the organism in Eukaryota, Fungi, Basidiomycota, Agaricomycetes, Boletales, Suillaceae. The transcript has 2 exons. The record is from RefSeq and is a predicted model, not a curated record.